UGCUACUAAGUACUGCCACUCUCUCAAACUCCAAUUGCGUAAGUAUAAACAUACACAAGAAACGGUUCUGAAUGCAGAUGGCACUCCAAAUCCUUUGCAAGUUAUUGAUGUGUAUGGUUCCAAACGAGGACCUAAGGUGAAACAGCAAAGUCAGAAACCUACUGAAGCUGCUACUUCGAACCCUGAUCCAAUCAUACCCUUUCCUCCUAACCCAUUGGUGCUGAAUGCAAAUCCACAAGAUCAGGAUCCGAGACUGUUGGAAAACUUGAAGAGGCAAUCUGCAGCUUCGGUGCCGGGCGCUUCUCAAGCCACAAUCCAGGCCGUAAUCCACGCUUUCCACCGAGCUGAAAAAAAAGUCUUGAGUAUGCCCUUCAUGGUCGAGCCAACGUCAAAUAAUGAAUAUUCCGGGGAUGGAGAAGAUGAUGGAUGUUUCACCACUAUUUUCGAUAAUGUAGAAGUGGUUCAAGAUAUGAACCCUGAAGAUGCUAGUAAUUCAGUAACAAAUAAUGGUAACCAAAACAGUUGUCAGUUUUGCGGUCUCACCCUUGGAGAUCCAAUGAUGUAUACCAUCCAUAUGGGUUACCAUGGCUUCAGUAAUCCAUUUACGNUGUUGCUGAUACUCGAAGUGUAUUUGAGUAUGCUCUUGGUGAGCAACAAAUUCAGAAUACUCUGUAUUCCAGAAGAAACCGUGGAAAAAAUUCCAACCCAGUUGAGCAAAACUGAAUUCUGGAAACUCAAACAACAGGAUAUCCUCCCUUAUAUGAUGCGCGAUAUGGGUCAAAGCUCCUUUACACCGCCCAGUUCAGAUUCGAUGACAUCACCGAAAGUCCGCGAAACUGAGAAAGAGAACUCAUCCCCACUAGUACAAAUGACAAAGGAUGAUUUGAGGAAGCCUCAAAUAAUCUUAGAGAAGGACAUAUGCAUGUCAACGAUGUUGUCUCCAAAGCCAAGCGAAUGCCGAGUAAAAUACGUUCAAGAAGGAAAAAUAUGA
Molecule: messenger RNA, 991 nt
Organism: Leptinotarsa decemlineata (Colorado potato beetle)
Lineage: Eukaryota; Metazoa; Arthropoda; Insecta; Coleoptera; Chrysomelidae
Gene: hb
Product: zinc finger protein hunchback
Source: RefSeq, a predicted model, not a curated record